GUGGAGUUAGUUGUAGCUGCGCGCUGUCUGUCAACCAGGAAGUCCUCAAUAAGACACAUUCACUUUCCAGAUGCAGAGGAAUGGAGGCAUGCUGAUGUGUCUGUGCUCCUCCUGCGCUCUAGGCUGGGCAUCUUUCUGCCAUGAAUAAGAGGAAGUCUUUUGUCCACAAUGUUGUAAAACCUUCUAAGACUCCUAGGACGGAUGGUAAAACACAUGUCCAGGAUGAGGAGGAUGUUGAUGAGGAGGAUGAAGUCCAGCAAGAUCACUCACUCUCUGCUUCGAGCAUUGGAGAUAUCGGUGUGAUAGAAAGUAUCACUUUGAGGAACUUUAUGAGUCACCAUUUGCUUGGACCUUUCAAAUUUGGACCAAAUGUAAACUUCAUAGUUGGGAACAAUGGAACUGGGAAAAGUGCUAUUCUGACAGCUCUUAUAGUGGGUCUCGGUGGAAAAGCAACCACAACCAACAGAGGAACAUCUCUGAAAGGCUUUGUGAAAUAUGGAGAGAGUUUUGCAGACAUUAAAGUCAAAUUAAAAAACAGAGGGAACGACCCCUAUAAAGGUGACAUUUAUGGCGACAGCAUCUGCAUUGAGCAUCGGAUCACAAGCGACGGUUGCAGGACUUGUAAAAUCAAGAAUAAAAUUGGCCAUGUCAUUUCAACAAAGAAAGAAGAGUUAACUGCUAUACUGGACCAUUUCGGUAUUCAGGUUGACAAUCCCGUUUCAGUGCUCAAUCAAGAAAUGAGCAAACAGUUCCUGCAUUCAAAAAGUGAAGCAGACAAGUACAAGUUUUUCAUGAAAGCAACUCUUCUGGAGCAAAUGAAAAGAGACUACAUUCACAUCAAGCAGACUAAAGCCUUGACACGCGAACAAGUGGAAAGACAAGAAGAGUGUCUUAAAGAUCUCAGGCAGUUGUUUUUGCAAAAGAAAGAAAGAUAUGAACGCUUGUCAUCGCUCGACAACAUGAGACAGACUCUGGAGGAUCUGAAAAAGAAGAUGGCGUGGUGUUUGGUGAGAGAGAAGGAGAGGCUUGUUGAACAACUGAUAGAACAAAUUGAAAAAGAAGAGUCUGACUGUAAACGGGAAGAAAAGCUGCAGCUCUGUCAGAGCAAAGUUACCGCUGCUGAAAAGAGAUUGCAGGACAUUCAGAAGAAGCUUUGCACUCUUAGAGAAGAGCAGGAGCGUUUGGCAGAGGAGAGCUGUAAGAUGAAGGAAGAAAUUAAAGUCAAAACAAAAGCACUGAAGAGUCAAGAGGUGGUUUACUUCCGCGCUGAGAAUAAAUUGAAACAAUUAGAAAAGGAGCAAUGCCUUCUUCAGGAGCGAAUUCACAAAAUAAGUCACGGCAGUGGCAGAAGAAGCCAUGAGACUGAGCAAGCACAGCACCUCAAAAAAAUAGCUGCCUUCAAAAAGCAGCUGGAAAAGCUUGAGAAAGAGUCCAGCGCUCUGAAUCAAGAGAUUAAGGACAAACAACAAGCUCUGCUUAAAGGAAGAGAGGAAUAUGAUAAACUCAGCAUGGAGGAGAAGAACAUCCAGGUUUCUCUGGAGUCCAAACUGAAGAGAAAGAAGCAGCUAAUGGCCAGCAGAUCCAACAGACUGAGACGCUUCGGCGAUCACAUGCCAGAAUUGUUGGAGUCCAUUGACAAAGCCUUCGCUCAGGGCCGAUUCAUCAAGAAACCUGUAGGACCUAUAGGUGCAUGCAUCAGCCUAAAGGAUCCCAGUUUAGCCGUGGCUGUGGAGAGUUGCUUACGAGGUUUCUUUAAAACCUUUUGCUGUGAUAAUUACAGGGACGAAAAAGUCCUGCAGGGCCUGAUGUCCUCAUACUUCCCCAAAGGCAGCAGGCCUCAGAUUAUGGUGUGUCCAUUCACAGACAGAGUUUAUAACCUGCAAGGCCGUGGAGUCCACCAUCCUGAGUUUCCAUCUGUGCUGGACUGCCUCAAUAUCGAGAACCCGGUGAUAACAAACUGUCUGAUUGAUAUGAGGGGCAUUGAGAGCAUUCUGAUUAUCAAAGAGAAAGCUUGUGCGAGAAGAGUCAUGCAGGGGUCGAGACCCCCGAAGAAUUGCCGUGAGGCCUUCACUGCAGAUGGUGAUCAGGUCUUCAGCCAUCGCUAUUACACACCUGAACAUGAAGUACUGGUCAAAUAUCUCGGUGGAGACCCAGAGGCAGAAAUACGUCUAGUGGAGUCGGAGCUGGAGAACAGUCAGGCUCAGCUUUCACGGUUCCAGCUUCACUUGGUCUCUGUGAAGGAAGACAUUCAGUUCAUGGAGGAGAAGCUGCGGAGUGUCAUCAUGGCCUGCAAAAAGAAUCAGGAAAGUAUAAAUAAGGUUAAAGCUUCCAUAACAGAACUUGAGAACAUUGAAGAGGCGCAGGCUGAAGACAUCAGCUCCCUGGAAGAAGAUGCACAGGAAAAUGAACAGAAGAUCGAAUCGGAGAGGAGAAACGCGAAAGAGGCCCAGGAUGAGUUAAAGGAGCACGAGAGAGUGCUUUCAAGUAUUAAUCAGAAAUAUAAAGAUGUGAAAAAUAAAAUGGAGCAACUCUCAGAUGAGACGGAACAACUGAAGGAGGAGCAGGUUAAGGCAGAGGCUGUGUGCAGUAAACUUGAUCAGACAUUGAAGAUCUUGGAGAAGAAACUCGAGGAUCAUCAGGCUAAUAUUCAGACCAUGAAAGAUGAUUUGUCACUCAGAGAGGAAGAAAUGCAGGAUUGCGAAGCCAAAGCCAAAGAGAUCUGUCCUGUGCGACAGCAGGUAGAUCAGAGUGCCAAAUGUAUCGAUGCCGAAAUCACACGCCUUCGACAAAAAAUCAGUACAGAAGAGAGCAGCCACGGUGACAAGGAACAAGUUAUCAGGGAGUACGCAGAGGCUCACACUAAUUACAAAAGCAAAUCCAGCCAGCUGAGGGAUCUCAGGAAGUUUAUUGAUCGUCUCGACCACAUCAUGAUUGACCGUCAGGACAGAUACAAAUCAAUGCGACGGUCACUUUCUGUGAGGUGCAAGCUGUACUUCAACAACUUCAUGAUGCAGCUGAACUGCUGUGGCUCUAUGAUGUUUAAUCACAUCAAUGAAACUCUGUCCAUUUCAGUGAAACCCCCCGGUCAGGAAAAAAACAACGUCAAUGACAUGCGUUCCCUGUCGGGAGGCGAGCGCUCCUUCUCCACUGUCUGCUUCAUUCUGGCACUCUGGGAAAUAACUGAGUCGCCCUUCCGGUGCCUAGAUGAAUUUGAUGUUUAUAUGGACAUGCAUAAUCGCAGCAUUUCAAUGAACAUGCUUGUAGCACUUUCAGAACGUCAGCAUCUGCGACAGUUCAUCUUCAUCACCCCUCAGUCCACCAGCCAUCUGCCUAAAAGUGCCCAUAUUACGAUCCACCAGCUUCAGGAUCCAGAGAGAGAAGCGGAGGAGGAGUGAGAUGUGCGUUAGCUACAGACAUUGCCUGGAGAGACUGUAUUGAACGUGUGUAAAGUUGAU
Carassius auratus (goldfish) is the source of this 3455-nucleotide messenger RNA. RefSeq names its product structural maintenance of chromosomes protein 6-like. The record is from RefSeq and is a predicted model, not a curated record. Gene Ontology annotation, biological process: double-strand break repair via homologous recombination. NCBI's taxonomy places the organism in Eukaryota, Metazoa, Chordata, Actinopteri, Cypriniformes, Cyprinidae. Gene Ontology annotation, cellular component: nucleus; Smc5-Smc6 complex; site of double-strand break. The transcript has 27 exons. Gene Ontology annotation, molecular function: damaged DNA binding; single-stranded DNA binding. Bases 141 to 3395 code for a protein of 1084 amino acids.